Messenger RNA from Fusarium odoratissimum NRRL 54006, 1804 nucleotides. RefSeq lists its product as uncharacterized. Gene Ontology annotation, molecular function: hydrolase activity, hydrolyzing O-glycosyl compounds. The transcript has 3 exons. The coding region runs from base 670 to 1671 and encodes 333 amino acids. Gene Ontology annotation, biological process: glucan catabolic process. The record is from RefSeq and is a predicted model, not a curated record. Lineage: Eukaryota; Fungi; Ascomycota; Sordariomycetes; Hypocreales; Nectriaceae.
AAACGGAGAAAGAAUCCCACCAACGAGAUAAAAAUGCUUGUUUCAACAAGAGAUGAUCAUUUUAAUAAUUGUACGACAAGUUGCGUCAUUGAUGCGUUCUACUCCAUAUUAGGAGGACUACAAGGAAAAGAAGUCUUUUUCAGAAAAUAGUCAAGUGGCCCUGAUAGAGUAUGAAAGUUGCUGUCAUUAGUCUUGAAAUGUCAGCCAAGAGAUACUAUACAACUCUACUCCACGAGUAUCCUCUCAACUUUUCUUGCUUCGAUAUGUUCAGUGCCGGCAGCGCGGCGUGUUAGUGAAAUAUCAGGGGCCCUAGCUCCUGUUUCAGCCAAACAAACAGGGAACACCGGCAAAUCAGUUACCACCAAACUGGGUCAUGUUCUACACUUCAUCUGGAGAAACUAUUGAAACGUGCAAAUCGACCGAGUCUAUUCCUAUAUGGGCACACGGAGGAUCAAUAGUCAGUCUGGGUUGGCCAUCGCGGCCCUUGUCACAUCCCGACUUAAUGAACAUGCUACGAAGGAAGCUAUGCGUAGCACCGCAAUUUGGGCCGACUGAAUGUGUAUAUAUACUCGCCAUGUUUCCUGUAUUUCUUGGCUCUGCAUGGCUCGUUGAUCGAUCCUCUUACAAUCAUUUGAAACAAUAAACGAAUAUCCACUCCUUCUAGCAAACAUGCGGUUCACCGAUUUCCUUCUCGCAAGUGCUGGCGCUUCCCUUGUUCUGGCUGCUCCUCAUACUACGAGGGCCAAGGGCAAGUUCCUCUUCACUGGUUCCAAUGAAUCUGGUGGUGAGUUUGGUGAGGGUAACCUCCCUGGAACGCUCAACAAGGACUACAUCUGGCCUACCACGAGCUCCAUUGAUACCCUCGCUAGCACUGGUAUGAACACCUUCCGUGUGGGUUUCCGCAUGGAGCGAGUGACUCCCAGUGGUAUCACCGGUGCCAUUGAUGAGGCCUACUUCAAGGGUCUCCAGGACACUGUCAACCACAUCACCAGCAAGGGCCACUAUGCCGUUAUUGACCCUCACAACUACGGCCGCUUCAACGGUAACAUCAUCAAGAGCUCUGACUUUAGCGUCUGGUGGCAAAAGGUAGCCAAGCGCUUCGCCAACAACAAGCUCGUCAUCUUCGACACCAACAACGAGUACCACGACAUGGACAACUCUGUCGUCGCUGCUCUCAACCAAGCCGCCGUCGACGCCAUCCGCAAGGCCGGCGCAACCUCCCAGUACAUCUUCGUCGAGGGUAACGCCUAUACCGGAGCCUGGAGCUGGGUUUCCAGCGGCAACGGCGCUGCUAUGAAGGACCUCAAGGACCCUCAGAACAAGAUUAUCUACGAGAUGCACCAGUACCUCGACUCCGACUCCUCUGGUACCUCUGAGACUUGCGUUAGCUCUACCAUUGGUGCUGAGCGCCUUAAGGCUGCUACCCAGUGGCUCAAGGCCAACAAGAAGAAGGGUAUUCUUGGUGAGACUGCUGGCGGAGCUAAUGCCCAAUGCAUUGCUGCGCUUAAGGGCGAGUUGCAGCACUUGCUCGACAACUCUGAUGUCUGGACUGGUUGGUUGUACUGGGCUGCUGGCCCUUGGUGGGGUGACUACAUGUUCAGCAUGGAGCCCACUACUGGUACUGCUUACAAGAAGGUUCUUCCUCAGAUCAAGCAGUUCAUUGGUGCUUAAGCGAUGUCGUCGGCAUGGUUUGAGCCAGGAAUAAGGAAGAGAACGAGUUGACCCGUGGGGGACUGAUUAUUGUAAAUACUUACUCGACGUAAAUAGUUUCUUGAGUACAAAUCAAUGUUUCUUGUUUUAAAUA